Messenger RNA from Acanthosepion pharaonis, 3153 nucleotides. The record is from the annotation of a GenBank genome assembly. NCBI's taxonomy places the organism in Eukaryota, Metazoa, Mollusca, Cephalopoda, Sepiida, Sepiidae.
AUGUCAUCACUAAAAUUUGUUAUGAAAGGAAAACCGGUUCCAAAAGGUCUUGGCAGCACCCAGAGUUCUGUUGAAAAGGCUAGCAAAUUGUCUGCUCUGAUGAUGGAAGAGACAAAGCUACCCAUUGCACCGCCUACCACUCGAACAGGGACUGAAAUUUCAGAAAUCUUUUCUACUGCUGUUCCAAUUCCAAGAACCCUGGCAUUAAAACCUGCAUUACUGCCUUGUGUUGGGAAUGUAAAAUCUUUGCCUCUUGCUGAGAAAAAGAAAAAACUGCCGAAAUAUAAAGUUAGUUUGAAGAAAUCUAAAACCAAAUUGGAACCCAUUAUAGCUGAAAAAAAGAUAGACUCCAUUGAAACAGAAAUUGAAACACAUGAAGAAAGAAGACAGUCUUCUGACAUGGAGGAGGCUCAAUGUGCAGUGAGGAUGUUAGUGCAAGAAGCGGAAGUGUUGACUCAAGAUGAAACCCGACCCUCCAGUAUGAAGACCAAGGUUAAGCAAAAGUCAUCAUCUUUGGAAAUUAAGGGAGAAAUUCAAUCAGACACUGUCACAAGAUCUGUUGAUCAAAUAAUUGAAUCUCUUUGGGAGCAAGUGCAUAGCGAAAUCCUUUCAGAAUCUGACCGCCGAAUCCAAGAAAUCAUGAACCGUGUCAUGUCUCGAGGAAUUUCACAGAAAACAGAAAUGUUCCAAGAAAUAUCUGGUGAGGAAGAUCUUUCAGAAAAAUCGGAAAAAUCCAGCCAAAAGCAAGAAAUUGUGGAAGAAAAAGAAUUGAAAGAAGAAGAGGAAGAAGAAAAAGAAACAUUGGUUUCACUUGAAUAUAAAGAUGAAAAAGAAGAAAUGACUGGCACUGAAACAGAACCAACAAUCAGCGAAGAAGAUGAUGUUUGCAUUACAGCUGUGGCAGGACCCUGGGACAUUGAAUCCUUUGCAGAAGAAGAUUUCAACAAGUUGAAAGCUGAACUGAAUUUACCAUUGCAUGUAAGCCGGGAGGACAUUCUUUCGUUGAAGGGUCACCAUGUCAAAACAUUUUCACAGAUUCCACAAAGCAUUGUGAAAAAAUUUGGCAAAAAGAAAAAAAUUGAAAUGUCUUUUCUCAGCUCCUGGAAUGAUGAGGACAUCAUUACUGGAGGAAGCAAAACCCAGGACUCUGAAAGUAAAGCAAUUAUUUCUAAACCAAAUGUGAAGCAGCAUCAUUUCUGUACAGUGACCAGUGAAUUUGAAAUAGAGUUUCCUUUCACGCAUGUAGCAUGGAAAUAUCACACACCGAACAAGUUCAGCAAGGAUUUUCCAAUAAAGGAUUGCAGGCAAAGUAUAUUGAUUGAGGCAGAAAGAUUUGACAAAAACACAGACAUUGAAGAAAAUUACCAUGGAAAUUUGGAAGACUGGCUUCAUCGAACAGAAAAAAUGUUUACAGAUAUCGAGUUAACGGUGAAAGGAAACCAUGCACCAACAAUUAUGACCAAUGAUAUCCACUUUUGGACCUUAUCACCACCCAAACUACACAUUCAGCCUGCUAUUAUAAAGCAGAUGAUGUGCCCACUGUACUAUGGUUCAUUUAAUCCAGGAAGAUAUAUUUCUUUUGAGAACAAAAAACGCACCGAGAAAAAGACUGCAGCAGAAAAACUAUUAGAUAAUUUUAUUGAUAAAGAUGAGGAAGAAAUUGAACAACUAUUGAAAGAAAGAUUAUUGGAACAAAAAAGUGAAUCAUCCAGAGACUUGACAGCCUAUGCUAAGGAACAAUGCCCAAAUCUAGAUUUGACAGACACUUUCUGCAUCAAGCACAUGGAUCAGUCUCCUCCGUUGCUGUUACCAAGUGACUAUGAAUCAUUAAACAAGGAAAUGCAAGAACAUAAAAAGAGUAUUUGUGAAAUGAAUAAAAAGAAACAAGAACAGGAAGAAUUGAAAAAAUCCCUUGCAUACUUUGAUGAAGAAUAUGAUUCAUUUUUGGAAACUGAAGGAUUGAAAGAGGAGAGACCAAGUGAAGACAUACCAAUUUCAAAACUAAGGCAACAUUUCAAAGAACAGAAAUCCACACUGAAAAGAUCCCAGUCAGUAAUUUGCUUAAAAAAAGGUAAACUCCUACCUUCACCGAAAGUUCAAAGACAAAUACAGAGAGCCAGAAGUAAAAGUCUGUGCUUCUCGUUAGAUCUUCAGCAGUUAACUUCAAGACCACGUUCUGUAUCUGGCAUAUUUACUCCAAAAAAAGUAAAAUACAAGACUGAAUUGUUAGAAGAAAAAAUUCCUUCACGGCCCAAAAGUGAGGAAUUCUCAGAAAGCAUCUCUGAAGAGUCCUCUGCUUUAAUGGAAGAUGAGUUGUCAAUCUACAGCAGCAAGAGGAAAAUAUGCAUUCAGCCUGAAGCCAUAUCCAGUGUUUUGCCUUCUGAUGUCAGCAAGAUUGAUUUGAUUACUGAUGACCCUCAGAAAUUGGAAUUGAACAAGAAAAUUUGGGCUGAGAUUGAAUUGCUCACAAAAAAUAUUGAGGAAUCUCCAGGUAACUGGGUUUUUGACACUUGCCGAAGAGGAGUACUUUAUCGGAAGGUUGGAGAACUUGAAAAAUCCUUUGAAGACCUGAACAGAGUUAUUGAGUCAGAAUCAGUCUACUUUGAUGCUUACUGGCAUCGCCAUUUUCUUUACGUUCUUCGGGGUGACUAUCCAUCAGCUCUUGAUGACCUGAACUUUAUCCAAGAGCGCAAACCAACUUACAAAGUUUUCAUGGCACUGGGUGUCCUCUAUGAAAAUAUGAAUAAUAAAAAUUUGGCCCUGUCCAACUACACAAAGGCCACACAGAUUGACUCUACAAAUCAUCUGGCUUACUUUUAUCGGGCAAAGUUGUAUGAAAAGAUUGGAAAUCUUAAUUAUGCAAUCGGUGACUACAUUAAAACAUCAGAGAAAAAUCCCAAACAUACUGAGGCCCUUAAAAAACAAGCAGAAUAUUUCUUAAAAAUAAAAAACUGGAAUGUUGCUAUUUCUAAGAUCAGCCGACUUCUUGAGCUCAUUAAUGACCCAGAAGCAUUCCUUAUUCGUGCUGAAGCAUUCAUUGGACUGAAAAUCUGGAAACAUGCUCUGUGUGAUUUAUCAACUGCCAUUCAUCUUGGCCCAUCAUUAUGGAAAGCGUUUUACUUACGUGGAUGUCUACUGAAAAACAAUCCGUAA